Messenger RNA from Colius striatus (speckled mousebird), 666 nucleotides. Its product is annotated as speriolin-like protein. Lineage: Eukaryota; Metazoa; Chordata; Aves; Coliiformes; Coliidae. The transcript is spliced from 3 exons. The record is from RefSeq and is a predicted model, not a curated record. The coding region runs from base 313 to 633 and encodes 106 amino acids.
UUCCCGAGCUCAGGUGAGAGCGCAGGCAGCUCUGUAGCGGCCUCGGGCCUGUGGGUGCCGCAGCUGCCAACAUCCACACCUCGACCUGUUGCCCGCCCUUCGAACUGGGGGCUGACACUGACAGAGCAGAGCUGGACCUCCGGAACCCCCUCUUGGGAGCCAAGCUUCAGCCGGCGAGAGAGCUGGCAGCCGAGAUGGCAGCGGCUGCUGGGCGAGAUCGCCUUCCAGCUUGACCGCCGAAUCGUCCACAGAGUCUUCCCCAACGCCGAUCGCUACCGCGGCUUCAGUGCCGCCACCAUCCCCGAGGGAAUCAUGGAGAUGGUCGAGGAGACGGAGCGGGGAGCUAGCCGUGAUCUGAGCGUGGCCGCAAUCUGGAACUAUGAGUUUGUGAUGAGGCGACUGUGGGCACUGGGCUACGUCCCCGAGGUGCACUUGCCCGCAAUCGAGGCCUUCAUCAACACCUACGGCCGCCUGGAGCGGUCGUACUGGUUCCCGGCCGAGCCAAACGUGGCCUUCCUGCGCCACGUGGUCAGCCAGGAGGUGCCGCCGGAUCUGCGGCCCAACGCCAUGGUGCUGCUCGAGUGCCUGCUGCAGCUGGCACAGGAAGAUGGGCAGCCCCUCUUCUGCUACUGAGCGGCUGUGCCGAGCCGUGAGCCCUGUCCCGGC